Messenger RNA from Solanum lycopersicum (tomato), 2906 nucleotides. RefSeq names its product alpha-L-arabinofuranosidase/beta-xylosidase (gene Arf/Xyl1). Gene Ontology annotation, molecular function: xylan 1,4-beta-xylosidase activity; alpha-L-arabinofuranosidase activity. Gene Ontology annotation, cellular component: plant-type cell wall. Gene Ontology annotation, biological process: arabinan catabolic process; xylan catabolic process. The record is from RefSeq and is a predicted model, not a curated record. NCBI's taxonomy places the organism in Eukaryota, Viridiplantae, Streptophyta, Magnoliopsida, Solanales, Solanaceae.
AUUAGGACAAAACUUGUUAAUAGUUGGUUUUGGGUCCCAUUAGUACUUAACAAAUCGUUUUAUUAAUUUGUUGAGUGUAAACUUUGUCUUAAUUAAUUAAGAGUUAAGUUUUUCCAACUCACAACUUUUUUCUUUCCUUAAAAUAAUGUCUUUAUCUUUCACUUAUCUUCUUCUUCAUUUCUUUUGGAUUUUUCGACUAAUUAAAUUACAUCACUUUCAAAGAAGCCUACAAGAGAAAUUAUUGUCAAUGACAGACAAACGUUAAUUAUACUUCAUCAUGUUAAUAUAUUUCCUCGAUCCCUCCAUUUCAUUUUUUUUAUAUAUAAGUCACGGUUUGAUUAAAUAUUAGAAUAAUUUUGUUGAAUAUUAUAAUAUUAAACGAAGAAUGUGUUUUAGUGUAUCAAAUUCUUAUUUGACUUCUUUGAUCUGCAGAGUCUAAUCAAUUUUUCUUUGCAACAUUCACAAAUUCACCUCAUAAUAAAUUUAAUUACACUCCACGGCUACGAUUUGCAUAUUUACAGGUUAUAGCUACAUCUAUGUCAUUUAUAUGAUUGACGGAUUUGCAUAUACAAUUCGCAAAUUUAUAUAAUUUGCAGGUGGUUUCUGAGGAAGGUAGAGCGAUGUAUAAUGGAGGAGCAGCAGGACUAACAUUUUGGAGUCCAAAUGUGAAUAUAUUUAGAGAUCCAAGGUGGGGAAGGGGUCAAGAAACACCAGGGGAAGACCCUCAUUUGGUUGCACAAUAUGGCGUUAGCUAUGUAAAAGGACUACAAGGAGGUGGCGGUAGGGGCAAUACACGGUUGAAGGUGGCUGCUUGUUGCAAGCAUUACACGGCUUAUGACCUUGAUGAUUGGAAUGGCUAUGAUCGUUAUCACUUCAAUGCUAAGGUAAGCAUGCAGGACUUAGAGGAUACUUACAAUGUGCCAUUCAAGGCAUGUGUGGUUGAAGGUAAUGUAGCAAGUGUGAUGUGCUCUUACAACCAAAUCAAUGGAAAGCCAUCUUGUGCUGACCCUACUCUCCUACGUGACACAAUUCGUAACCAAUGGCAUCUUAACGGAUACAUUGUAUCAGAUUGUGAUUCUGUUGGAGUACUAUUCGAGAAACAACAUUACACUCGUUACCCUGAGGAUGCUGCAGCGAUCACUAUCAAAGCUGGGUUGGACUUGGACUGUGGGCCUUUCCUAGCCAUCCACACAGAUAAAGCUGUCCGUACAGGCAAAGUUUCACAAGUAGAAAUCAACAAUGCUUUAGCCAAUACAAUUACAGUCCAAAUGCGUCUAGGAAUGUUUGAUGGGCCCAAUGGGCCUUAUGCAAAUUUAGGCCCAAAAGAUGUGUGCAGUCCAGCCCAUCAACAGUUGGCCCUUCAAGCUGCUCGUGAAGGCAUUGUUCUUCUCAAAAAUAUUGGGCAGGCUCUUCCACUGUCCACUAAACGACACCGUACAGUUGCUGUUAUUGGGCCCAAUUCAGAUGCUACACUUGCCAUGAUUGGCAAUUAUGCUGGUGUUCCAUGUGGUUAUAUUUCACCAUUACAAGGAAUAUCAAGAUAUGCAAGGACAAUUCACCAACAAGGAUGUAUGGGAGUAGCUUGUCCAGGGAAUCAAAACUUUGGAUUAGCAGAAGUGGCUGCAAGGCAUGCUGAUGCCACUGUGUUGGUAAUGGGACUUGACCAAUCCAUCGAAGCCGAAGCUAAAGACAGAGUUACCCUUCUUCUCCCAGGACACCAACAAGACCUCAUUUCUAGGGUAGCUAUGGCUUCUAAAGGCCCCGUAGUGUUGGUCUUGAUGUCCGGUGGCCCCAUUGAUGUUACAUUCGCCAAAAAUGAUCCUCGUGUUUCCUCUAUUGUUUGGGUUGGCUAUCCUGGUCAGGCUGGUGGAGCUGCCAUUGCUGAUGUUCUAUUUGGAGCAACCAAUCCAGGGGGGAAGCUACCAAUGACAUGGUAUCCACAAGAUUAUGUAGCUAAAGUGUCAAUGGCAAACAUGGACAUGAGAGCAAAUCCAUCAAAAGGGUAUCCCGGUAGAACCUAUAGAUUCUACAAAGGCCCAACAGUUUUCCCAUUUGGGGCUGGCAUUAGCUACACAACAUUCAGCCAACAUUUAGUCUCCGCACCAAUCACUGUUUCAGUGCCAACUCUUCAUUCUCAUGAUCUUGUAUCGAACAACACAACAACAUUGAUGAAAGCGAAAGCUACAGUGAGAACAAUACAUACCAAUUGUGAGUCACUUGAUAUAGAUAUGCAUAUUGAUGUGAAAAACACAGGGGACAUGGAUGGAACACACGCGGUCCUCAUUUUCUCAACCCCACCUGAUCCCACGGAGACAAAACAACUCGUCGCCUUUGAGAAAGUUCAUGUUGUGGCUGGGGCUAAGCAGAGGGUCAAGAUCAAUAUGAAUGCUUGCAAACACCUUAGUGUAGCUGAUGAAUACGGAGUUCGAAGGAUUUACAUGGGAGAGCACAAAAUUCAUGUGGGUGAUCACCUCAAACAUUCUAUAACCUUUCAACCUUCAUUGGAGGAGAUCAAACUCUAAGAAUACUUUUAAGGACUAAGUCAUAGAUAGUCAUGCUUUGGUUUCUAUUCUUGCAAUGAAUACUUGUUAAUUGUUUCUUUCCCCUCAUCAUAAUAAAAGCCAACAACAAGUGUAAAGAAGCUCUGUUGUUUGGGAAUGAGAGGGGAAAGGUUAAAAACAAUAUUAAUUAGGGAUUUGGGAUAUAUAUAAUUAAGACAAAAAGUUAUAGCAAGUGUUGAUUGGGUUCAAUAUAAUCAAAUGUGACAUAGAAUUUGAGGAUGAAGCAUUUGAACACCUUCUUUCCAAUGAUUGUUUUCCAUUGUAAGUUGGAAUAUAGUAUUGUUGUAUAAUAUCGAUUAAAUUCAUCAUUAGAUAACGACUAAAAGUCUCAUUUUGUAAGAAGAC